Molecule: messenger RNA, 645 nt
Organism: Suillus paluster
Lineage: Eukaryota; Fungi; Basidiomycota; Agaricomycetes; Boletales; Suillaceae
Exons: 1
Coding region: 1-645 (214 amino acids)
Source: RefSeq, a predicted model, not a curated record
AUGUCUGCCCAACUCCAAAGGUCAUUCUCCACAUUAUCUCUCGCAGGUUUUCACUCAAUUUCACGCAAUCCUGGUCUCCUCUCCUUCUCGAUCCUCGUUGCGCUUUACAUCAUAACUGAGAUGGUGUUUUCCGUGGCGUUCUUUUGGGGAUUCUCUGGAUGGCGACCCGCUUUCCCCUUAAGCUGGAGGUUCCUACUUCUGCUUCUCUUCGUAGUCCCCAUCUUUGCCUUCAUUCAAGUAUCGCGAUUUCUACUUCCCCUGCUCAUCAACCGAUGGAAUGGGACGGUCGGAGGCAUGAACCUUUCUCAGCAAGGGUAUGUCAUGCUCCAGCGAAAUGGCACCACCGACGCACCAACUGAACUAUUCGACGCUGCCGAGGAAGAAAAUGCGCUGCUGGAAAAUGUCGAAGAAGGUAGUGAGCGCUCUAGACCAGUGUCUCCUACUGCGCAUCUUGUGGUGCCGCAUCCCAAAUGGUGGUGGAUACAACUUCUCGCAUACAUCGUACUUUUUUGCGUGAGCACGUGGGUUGGACUGCAUUAUGAGCAACCUGGUGAUGUGCGCUACAGGGACUCAAUUCAGUCGGCUGUUGAUCAUCCUCGAAGACAAGGCUACGGAAAGCAAGGUGCGUUGGUUAGGUUAGGUUAG